Brugia malayi is the source of this 2427-nucleotide messenger RNA. RefSeq names its product FLYWCH zinc finger domain containing protein (gene Bma-kynu-1). The coding region runs from base 1 to 2427 and encodes 808 amino acids. Gene Ontology annotation, cellular component: cytoplasm. The record is from RefSeq and is a predicted model, not a curated record. NCBI's taxonomy places the organism in Eukaryota, Metazoa, Nematoda, Chromadorea, Rhabditida, Onchocercidae. The transcript is spliced from 15 exons. Gene Ontology annotation, molecular function: kynureninase activity; pyridoxal phosphate binding. Gene Ontology annotation, biological process: NAD+ biosynthetic process.
AUGGAUUUAUUGUCACAAUUGGUUGCCUGCAAACAAUCAUCAAAUGAAACUGAUCAAGAAGAGAUCAAUUUCAGUACUACUACUACUACUACUACUGCUGCUAUUGCUACUAAUAUUAGCUUAAAUAGAAAUGAAGGAUUAAAAAUGAUGGAAUCAGAUGUUAACAAAAUUGCUGUAAACACAAUGAAAUCAAAUGUAGUUUGUAAAAUGGAAGAAGCAAAUUUGGAGAGCAAUGAUUCACCUAAAUUUGGAAUUGUAGAAAGUUUUAUGUUGAAGAUGGCACCAGAUUCAGGUGUUCAAAUUUUUCGUUCAAAAAAAGGUUUCGAAAAAUUGGCAUACGAUGGAUUCCUGUAUAAUUUGGAUAAGCGUCAUCAGAAAUAUGUCUUAUGGCGAUGUGAAAUGAGCAAAAAACCAGGAUAUAAAUGCAGUGGUCGAGUUCGAAUGACCGAAGAUUCUCUCGAGAUGUAUAGUUCACAUUCACAUCCACCAAAUCCACUGAAAGUUGUCGCAGAUAUACUAAAGGCACGACUCUAUGCUGCUGCUGAAGAUCCAACGAAUAGUUCAAAAUUUUUAUAUCAUGAAGCUGUUCAUUUGGCUUCAUUUGCUGGAUCUUCAGGUCUACCAAAACUUGGCUCAAUGCAACGGGUGAUCAGUCGUAAACGUCGUCACACGCAAAAAUUAUUGGAAGAAAGUUUAAAUCCUACUUCAUCAAGUUAUGAUUCGAGUAGUAUUACCUCGACAUCAACCUCAAACGAUGGAAAUUGCUCCAUUAGUGAUCUUUUGCAGACUGCUGAACGAUUGCAGUUCCUUUUCACUCCCUCAGGAGGAUUUAAAGAAAUUGAACCUGAAAGAACUAGAGAUACGAGUGCUGAAUAUUGUACCGAUGAAUGUAGUAAUAUGAAAAAAUCGAAAGCAAAUAUGGAUGAUAGGAAAGUUGAGCUGUUGCCGUUGCAGUCAUUUUUUGCUGAUGCAAGCAUAUCCGACGAAAAAACGGAAUGUUCUUUUAAGCCUUCGAGAAGUAAACGAAUGGAAAUUCAGAUUCAUUUACAACGUGUUGCUCAAGAUAUCGGUAUAUCAGAUCUUACUUCAUUCGAUCUUGCAGAAGCAUUAGAUGAUGCAGAUCCAUUGAAAUUUUUGCGUAAUGAGUUUGCAUAUCCGAAAAUGAGAACUUUACCACAUGUUGAUUUAUUAUUAGUGAACGCUAACGAUGAUGCCAUUUAUAUGUGCGGUAAUUCGUUAGGAUUAAUGCCGAAAGGUACGAAACAUCUUAUGGAUGAACAGUUUGAGAAAUGGGCCAACAUGGGUGUUUUUGGACAUUUGCAAGAACCAUUAGCAUGGGCAAAAAGCGAUCAAUCAAUACUGGACAGUAUUGCCGAAUUGGUUGGAGCUCAACGAACAGAAGUAGCUUUGAUGAAUAGUUUAACUGUUAAUUUGCAUAUUUUGUUGACAGCUUUUUAUAAGCCUACACCGAAACGCCAUAAAAUCUUUAUUGAAUCAAAAGCAUUUCCUUCGGACCAUUAUGCAAUUGAGUCGCAAAUUCGUCUAAAAGGAUUUGCUGUUGAAGAAAGUUUAAUCUGUAUGCAUCCACGGACCGGUGAUGAUUGUAUUCGAAACGAAGAUAUUAUAGCGUUAAUUGAAGAACAAGGUGAUACGAUAGCAAUAAUUUGGUUCAGUGCUAUUCAUUAUUAUACGGGUCAACUGUUUGAUAUAAGGAAAAUAACUAAAUCUGGACAUGAUAAGGGAUGUCUUGUUGGUUGGAAUUUAGCGCAUGCAUUUGCAAAUAUUCCAUUAUCAUUGCAUGAAUGGGAUGUUGAUUUUGCGUGCUGGUGUACCUAUAAGUAUAGUUGUUCUGGUGCCGGAGGUAUUGGUGGCUUUUUUGUGCAUAAACGUUUUGAAACGGAUAAACGUGAAAGGAUGGUUGGUUGGUGGGGUCAUAAGGAAGAGACACGUUUCUUCAUGAAUAAUCAAUUGGAAUUAGAGAAUGGUGCAGCAGGUUAUCGUAUCAGUAAUCCACCGAUGAUGCUUAUGGUUCCAUUAAUUGCUUUUUUAGAUGUGCUUUCGAAAACAACAAUGCAAGAUUUACGAACAAAAUCUUUAUUACUUACCGGUUAUUUAGAAUACCUCAUCAAUCAUUUCCUCAGUCCGUCUUCCUUAAAUCGAAGGACUAAAAAGAUAAUGUGUACAAUCAUGACGCCAUCUGAUCCUGAGCAACGUGGAUGCCAGCUUUCGUUGAAAUUCAAUAUUGACAUAUCACUUGUGUACAGAGAAUUAGUUAAAAGAGGUGUAGUGAUUGAUAAGCGAUAUCCUGAUGUGAUACGUGUAACACCAGUACAUCUGUAUAAUAGUUAUACUGAUGUUCAUCGAUUCAUGCGAGCAUUAUUGGAUUCAUUGAUUGUUGUUGAAGGUGAUUAUGAGAAAUUAUUGUGA